Artibeus jamaicensis (Jamaican fruit-eating bat) is the source of this 5258-nucleotide messenger RNA. RefSeq names its product coiled-coil and C2 domain containing 2A (gene CC2D2A). Gene Ontology annotation, biological process: non-motile cilium assembly; protein localization to ciliary transition zone. Bases 298 to 5145 code for a protein of 1615 amino acids. The record is from RefSeq and is a predicted model, not a curated record. Lineage: Eukaryota; Metazoa; Chordata; Mammalia; Chiroptera; Phyllostomidae. Gene Ontology annotation, cellular component: ciliary transition zone. The transcript is spliced from 37 exons.
GGCUCAGCAUAUUUGUGUGUCACGACUGUAACCUAUCACUUUAAAAGAAAAAAAAAGCCAGCAAGUGACCUUCCUUAGGAACGAGUUGCUAAGUGGGUGUUUUUGCGAAGACUUGGCUGCAGCUUCCCCAGAGCCUGGAGCCGCCCUGGGACCGCCCCAACGUUCAGCCUUUUCCUUUGAGCUCAGAGAAGACUCCACAGUAAGACCUGUCUCUCUCCGCUUCCCCUUCACCCCAAAAAGCGGAAUCUGCCACGUGCCUUGGUGAAGUUUCUUAAGGGAGGAGCCAUCACAGCCAGAAUGGAUCCCAAGGAAGAAAAAAUGAAAAUAAUCACAGAGGAGGUCGUUGAAAAUGAUGAGGAUGUAGGUGUGGGGAGAGAGAAGACUGCAAAGGCUCGCGGACACAGAAGAAAGAGGCAGCCACAGACCACUGACCCCGAGGAAAUGGUGUCUGGCAGAGCCGAUCCCGGUGGCCCGCAGGAGCCGGUGCCGGUGGACCCCGACCCCAACACUCAGCUGCUGGGCACCACGGCCCGGAGAGGCCCUCGAAGCUUACCUCCGAUCCCGUCAGCUUCCAGAACAGGCUUUGCGGAAUUCUCCAUGCGGGAGCGCGUGCGGGAGAAAUUGCAGGCCGCAAGGUCCAAAGCAGAAAGCGCGUUGCUCCAGGAAAUGCCCACCCCUCGGCCCAGGCGCCUACGAAGCCCCAGUGAGAAAGACCUGGAGACCGACUUUGGCAUGGAGCCAGGCAGAGGGCCACAGAGGACUCCACACGAAGAUGACUCCCAAACGCAUGCGAGAGUGAAGUUCCAUGAUCCUGCACGAAAAAUCAAGUCUAGACCCCCGGUUCCGCCUGGCUUCCCUUCCGCCGAAGAAGCCUAUCACUUCUUUACUUUCAGCUUUGAUCCCGAACCAGAGGAAUCAGAAGAAAAAAGAAAAGUGAGAAGCAGAGAUGGAGCAAACCAGGAGGCGGAGGAAGGAGAAGGAGAGCCACCUGUGCGAGGGGAUGAGGAAGAGCUGCUUCAUGGCAAAGAUGCGAAGGAUUUCCUGUUGGGCUUGGAUCCCAUGGCUGAAGACCUCGUGGCUGUGCGACCCGCCGACUAUGACAGCGCCCAUGUUCGGCUGCAGAAGGAGAAAGAGCUCCUGUUCACACCCAGCAGGCUGACAGUGCCCACGUAUAAAAAGCUUCCCGAGAACGUGCAGCCCCGGUUCCCGGAGGACGAAGGCCUGUACGUCGGCGCCAGGCCGGCGGUGCCGCGCACCACGCAGAACAUCGUGGAGAACAGACUGCUCACGCAGGACCCUGACAGAAAGUGGUUUGGCGAUGACGGCAGAAUCCUAGCCCUGCCAAACCCCAUCCGGCCGUUCCCCGCAAGGCCCCCAGCGCUGGCCCAGGAGAAAGGCGUGAGCGCAGAGCUUGAAACACUGUAUAAAAAGGCGGUCAGAUAUGUGCACAGAAGUCAACAUUUGAUUGGAUCUGGAGACCCUCCUGGGAAUUUCCAACUGGACAUUGAUAUUUCAGGGUUAAUCUUCACUCAUCAUCCCUGUUUCAGUCGAGAGCAUGUUUUGGCAGCCAAGCUGGCCCAAUUAUAUGACCAGUACCUUGCAAGACGCCAGAGGAACAAGGCAAAAUUUCUUUCUGAUAAGCUCCAAGCUCUAAGAAAUGCUGUUCAGACAGGCCUUGAUCCAGCAAAAACUCAAAAGUCUGUUGAUAUAACCCCAAAAGCCAUCAAUGAGUAUAAAUCGGAAAUUCGGCAAACAAGAAAACUCCGUGACGCUGAACAAGAAAAAGAUCGAACAUUGCUUAAGACCAUCAUCAAAGUUUGGAAAGAAAUGAAGUCCCUUCGAGAGUUCCAGAGGUUUACGAAUACACCCUUGAAACUUGUUUUGAGAAAGGAGAAAGUGGACCAGAAAGCUGACGAAGAAGCAUAUGAAGCAGAAAUUCAAGCUGAAGUAAGUGAAUUGUUGGAAGAACUCUCCGAGGAGCACGAGCAGAAGAUGGAGGAGUACAGAACUGCCUAUGAGCAGUGGAAAGCCUGGAAGAAAGCCCAGAGGGCCAAGAAAAAGAAAAAGAAACACGCCGCCGAGGAACAUCCAGAUGAGGACCUGGAGGAGCCAUUUCCUGGCGAGGGUCCGGUGAAGCCCAUCCCUCCGGAGCCGGCCAGCCGGGCGGUGCUGGAGCAGCAGGUGCGGGAGAGAGCAGCCCGGGGCAGGAGGAGGCCUGGGGAGCCCACGCUGGUCCCAGAGCUGAGCCUGGCGGGGAACGUGACGCCCAAUGACCAGUGUCCCAGGGUGGAGGUCUUACGAAGGGAAGACGUCAAGAGGCGCUCGGUGUACUUAAAGGUGCUCUUCAAUGACAAGGAGGUGUCCAGGACCGAAGUUCGGCCACUCGGGGCAGACUUCCGAGUUCACUUCGGACAGAUUUUCAAUUUGCAAAUAGUCAACUGGCCGGAGAGUCUGACACUGCAGGUCUAUGAGACAGUUGGACACAGCGGGACCACCUUGCUCGCAGAAGUGUUCCUGCCUAUUCCUGAAAGUACCGUGGUCAGUGGGAGGGCUCCCACCGAAGAAGUGGAGUUUAGCAGUAACCAGCACGUGACCCUGGACCACGAGGGGGUCGGAAGUGGUGUGCCUGUCUCGUUUGAAGCCGACGGCAGUAACCAGCUGAUUCUGAUGACCUCGGGGAAAGUGUCCAACAGCGUGGCAUGGGCCGUUGGAGAAAAUGGGAUACCUUUAGUCCCUCCACUGUCACAGCAGAACAUUGGAUUUAGGAGUGCUUUGAAAAGAGCAGAUGCCAUCUCAUCCAUUGGCGCCUCGGGACUGACGGACAUGAAAAAGUUGGCCAAGUGGGCAGCAGAAUCCAAGCUCGAUCCAAAUGAUCCCAGCAACGCCCCCCUGAUGCAGCUGAUCUCGGUUGCUACCAGUGGUGAGUCCUAUGUCCCUGAUUUCUUUCGACUGGAACAGCUGCAGCAGGAAUUUAACUUCGUGUCAGAUGAGGAAUUAAAUAGAUCCAAACGAUUCAGGCUUCUGCAUCUUAGAAGCCAGGAGGUGCCAGAAUUCCGAAAUUAUAAGCAAAUUCCAGCAUAUGACCGAGAAAUCAUGGAAAAGGUAUUCCAGGACUAUGAGAAACGGUUACGAGACCGAAAUGUGAUUGAGACCAAGGACCACAUAGAUGGCCAUCGGGCCGUAGUGGCCAAGUACCUCCAGCAGGUUAGAGAAUCAGUGUUAAAUCGCUUCCUAAUUGCAAAACGCCAUUUUCUCCUUACGGAUUUGAUCGUCGAAGAAGAAGUUCCCAAUAUCAGCAUUCUCGGCCUAAGCCUUUUCAAGCUGGCGGAACAAAAGCGACCACUGAGGCCGCGGAGAAAAGGCCGGAAGAAGGUGACCGCCCAAAACCUGUCCGACGGAGACAUAAAGCUGCUGGUGAACAUCAUCCGAGCUUACGACAUCCCGGUGCGGAGGCCGGCAGCAGGCAAAUUCCAGCAGCCGUCAAGGUCUUCAAGGACUUUCAGCGAGAAGCGGGCUGCUUCCCCGCCCACACACAGCCCAGCCCACAGCGCCCACGACCCACUAGGCCAGGUUUUAGUACGUCCUUUUGUAGAGGUUUCUUUUCAACGGACAAUCUGCCAUACCACGACGGCGGAAGGGCCAAACCCCAGCUGGAAUGAAGAGCUCGAACUUCCAUUUAGGGCCCCGAACGGGGACUACAGCAUGGCGAGUCUGCAGUCGGUGAAAGAUGACGUGUUCAUUAAUGUUUUCGACGAAGUCCUAUAUGAUACCUCGGAGGAUGACCGGGAGAGAGGGAGCGGAACCCACACUCGAAUUGAGAGGCACUGGUUGGGAUGUGUGAAAAUCCCAUUUAGCACCAUCUAUUUCCAGGCAAGGAUUGACGGAACGUUUAAAAUAGACAUUCCCCCUGUUCUCCUGGGCUACAGUAAGGAGCGAAGUGUGGUCAUUGAGCGGGGUUUUGACCCCGUCCGAAGCCUAAGCGAAGGCUCCUACAUCACCCUGUUCAUCACCAUCGAGCCUCAGCUGGUUCCCGGGGAGCCGGUUCGAGAAAAGUUUGAUUCUCAGGAAGAUGAGAAAUUACUUCAAGCAGCAGAGAAGUUUCAGGCUGAAUGCGCCUUAAGAUUCCCAAAUCGCCAGUGCCUGACCACAGUGCUCAACCUCAGUGGGAAGACGGUUUUUGUCACUCGUUAUCUCAAGCCUUUGAACCCUCCUCCGGAGCUUCUGGAGGCUCAUCCCAACGACCCGCAGGCGACGGCGGAGCUGGUAGCACGAUACGUGUCGCUGAUUCCGUUCUUGCCCGACUCCGUUUCGUUUGCCGGGAUCUGUGACUUAUGGAGCACGUCCGAUCAAUUUCUGGACCUCCUGGCAGGAGAUGAAGAAGAACACGCAGUCUUGCUAUGUAAUUAUUUCCUCUCCCUGGGUAAGAAGGCCUGGCUCGUGAUGGGCAGUGCUAUCCCUGAGGGCCCGACUGCCUACGUGCUAACUCGAGAGCAAAGUCACUACUUGAUAUGGAAUCCCUGCAGUGGACAUUUUUAUGGCCAGUUCGAUACAUUCUGUCCCUUAAAAAGUGUGGGCUGUUUAAUAGGCCCCGAUAAUAUUUGGUUUAACGUUCAACGAUACGAUUCACCACUAAGGAUAAAUUUUGAUGUCACCAAACCCAAGCUAUGGAAAUCCUUCUUCUCAAGAAGCCUUCCGUACCCUGGCCUCUCCAGUGUCCAGCCGGAGGAGCUGAUUUACCAAGGCUCUGACAAGCCGGCCGCGGCAGAGCUGCAAGACAGGAUUGAAAAAAUAUUGAAAGAAAAAAUCAUGGACUGGAGGCCACGGCGCCUGACCCGGUGGAACAGGUACUGCGCCUCCGCGCUGCGCCACUUCCUGCCUCUGCUGGAAACCGGUCGAGGGGAGGACGCGGAGGACGGGCACAGGGCCCAGCUGCUGAGACAGCUGGGGGACUGCCGGUUCUCCGGAUUUCCCCUUCACAUGCCCUAUUCGGAACUGAAGCCUUUAAUUGAAGCUGUAUACAGCACCGGCGUACAUAACAUAGAUGUUCCUAAUGUUGAAUUUGCUUUAGCUGUGUAUAUCCACCCAUAUCCCAAAAAUGUUCUGUCCGUUUGGAUCUACGUUGCCUCCCUUAUACGUAACCGGUAAUGUUUUCCUUGUAUACUUUUUCUAUCAGGUAAAACUACAGUUAGGGUAUGAGAAUAUUGUUAAGUGAUAUUGAUCAAUUGUAUCACAAAGUAUUUGUAAAUAAAUUUUUCAAA